Fusarium pseudograminearum CS3096 is the source of this 834-nucleotide messenger RNA. RefSeq lists its product as uncharacterized. The transcript is spliced from 3 exons. The record is from RefSeq and is a predicted model, not a curated record. The coding region runs from base 1 to 834 and encodes 277 amino acids. Lineage: Eukaryota; Fungi; Ascomycota; Sordariomycetes; Hypocreales; Nectriaceae.
AUGUUCAAGAAACUUCUUCUUCUGAGUCUGGCAUCUUUGGCCUUGGGUCAAGAUGAGGCACCUACAAACGCCACCGUCACCGAUGAGGAGAUGGGCCCUGCCGCUUUCAUGUGGCCUCCAGACCGUGUUUGGUCGGGAGACAUGGAUAAUAGGGCUCCUUGUGGCUCGCGAGCCGGGGCAGGGAACAGAACCGAUUUCCCUCUAACUGGCGGUGCUGUUUCCCUUGUUGCGCAGGAUGAUUACUACAACACAAAGAUCAGCAUCUCAUAUUCAAGUGACCCUUCAUCGAACAACGAUUUCGAGACUCUCAUCCAAGAGAAGAGUAUUUCAGACCUCAACCCAGGACACAGCUGUGUCAAAGUUCCCGACGCGCCGUCAAGUGUUUCAGCAGGCGACAAUGCAACACUCCAGAUUAUCUACCGCGCCGACUGGGACGCUCCUCACAAUCAAACAUUUUACGCAUGCGCGGACAUCACGUUCGUCUCAAAGGCAGAUUUCAAAUUUGCUAUUCCCUGCUUCAACGCAACAGAACCGGGUGACGAUGACAAAGCGGCUGGUGCAACAGCUGAUCCUAGUGCAACUGCUACGCAUCUUCAUACCUCUGACGAUGACUCUGAUGAGGAGAAGAAAGAGAGUGGUUCAAAGAAAUUAAGUGGCGGUGCUAUUGCUGGCAUUGUUGUUGGCUCUGUGGCAGGUGUUGUCUUAAUUGUCGGUGCGGUUCUGUUUAUUUUGCGACGAAAGCAGCAGGCCAAGAGAAACUCAAGGAUUGCACGUAUGGAAGAUAACGCCCGUAAACAUCAGCUUGCGACAGAUGGUUCACAGCCAAGUAUCUAG